AUUUCCCGCCGGCCAAUGGGAGGCGCCGGUUUGCGAUGACAGGGCGCCCGCCUUCGGCGCCAUCUUGUCGCCGGCGGGGACACCGGAACGCCGCGCUGUGCCGGCCCCGCCAUGCCGCACUACCAGGCCUGGGAGGAGUUCACACGCGCCGCCGAGAAGCUCUACCUCGCCGACCCCAUGAAGGUGCGGGUUGUUCUCAAAUAUCGACAUUGCGAUGGGAACCUCUGUAUCAAAGUAACGGAUGAUGUAGCUUGUUUGCUGUAUAGAACAGACCAGGCGCAAGACGUAAAGAAGAUCGAGAAAUUCCACAGUCAGCUAAUGCGACUCAUGGUGGCUAAGGAAUCCCGCAGUGCUGCCAUGGAAACAGACUGAAUUGCUGAAAAUAAAAUGAGUGCUCCGGUCAUAUUUCACUGGAAGAAAAUAUCUCUUGGAUUUGAACGAGUACUGGGACAGGAGAUGCUUUUAUGUACCGAAGUGGACUGCUGACAAAUCUGAAGCAUUUCCUCCACCACCCCCCUCCAGACUCUACCUUGGAAAACUAGGAAAAUAAAUGCUUUCAAUUGAAAGCUUGUAUUUAUUUUUGGGAAUCAAACAAGAAACUAUUCUUACACAUUGGGUAUGCUAAGAAGACAAGUAAAUAUUUUAAAUCUACAGUACUUUAGUCUGAGUUUGACAGGCCACAAGCAUAUUUCUGGAAAGUUACUAUAAAAUGUCAUAUGGAUUUCCUUGUGUUCAUACCUUAUGCUGGUGUAUUCUCACAGUGAGAAGGUUUAUUAACCUAAUACUGUAGCAUGAUGACUGGAUCUAAUAAAUAUUUACAUAAAUGAUAUACAUUAGUGGGGUUUAGAAGAACGGAUGCUUUCCAAACUGAAAUCUUAAAAUUGCCAGUUUGUAUUAGCACUGUCACUAGCAAGGAUUUAGCUUUUAGUAUUGAUCUGGGUCAUAACCUGUGAUGCAAUUUGUAGAACUGUUAUAUUGGCUAAAUAAUUAAACAUCUGUAUUUUAAAACUUAAAGUAAAACUUUGCUUAAGUAUGGCUAGAUUGAUGAGGAGCUAGGAGUUUCUUUUCUGCUUAUGCAGAUAUUGCUAAUAAAAAAUGUAUGUGUUUUUUUUCUCAGUACUUGAACUGUUUUAUACUAGUGGGGAGGACCUUUUCCCAUCUUUGCUUCAGGCAAAGUAUAUCAGCAUGACAAAUUCUAGAAGCUCUUGCCUAUUAUGUUAAUAGAAACAUGCAACCGAACACUGUCCAGACUCCUUAUUUUAGCAGCUUCCUAACUGUGCAUUUUCAAAUGUUACAUGUGGUAGAUGGAUGUCAGCCAACUGAAUAAAUGGAUGAAAACCAGCUUAAUAAAUAUUUAAAGACCACUCUCAGAAAUAGACUAAUGCUCCUGUGGCUUAGACUUGUUUCUCAUUGUUACCUCCAGUAGGGUGAUGGAAGCCUUCUUUGUCUUUUGUAGAUCCUCUUUGCUUGAAAAUCCAGUAGCUGAAGUUGAUACUUGCUUUGACUAGAUAUUGCAUACUUAAAAUCAGAUGGAUUUUUUUAAAUGUAAUUGUGCUAUUGGUGUAACUAGGCUUUUCUAGAACUAAUGUUUUGGGUUAAACCAAGCCACAGAAGUAAAGCAGAGCCAUACAAAGACUGGUCUGUAGUAGCACUUCAUAUAUAACAAAACAAUCUACCUAAGUAGUUACCUGCUGUCACUUACAUAAAAAUAAUUGAGCUACUUGGAAGCAGUGGAGUUCCCAUGUUUGCCAAGGACUCAGAAAAAAAACCAGGCUUGAAUAUUGCAUUAGAGUACCCUUCCAGCUGAAUAUAUGAUGUUAGAUGUUGUUGGAAAAUACUGCAGCGCUAAAUUCCCAGUGGCUGCUUAGAUUCCAUUCUAUAGGAGUGACUGGUACAUAGGUAAUGUUUUUCUUUUUGUAUUGGCUUUUGAAAUACAAAUAAAUCCAGCAAGAAGGCUAAUAGUUCAUAGUUCAUAGUUUGUUCGUAGUUAAACUUUAAUAAGAUACUGUAAUGCUGAAAAUUUUCCUUGCUGCUCCAAAUUAUCUUAAUAUUUGCAAUGUAGUGUAUUAAGUAGCUAAACCAGUUUUGUCUAAAACACUGUUCUGCAGUAUGAACGGUUGCUACUCAAAGUCAUGUGAGCAAAUAGUUAAAUUGGCAGGUGAAAAGGCUGCAGUUAUUUUAGUGUGAUUUUUGGACAUCUGUUACAAAUUGGUUUGGCACACAGAUGUCUUCUGUGAGCUGAGGUACAGAAAGGCUUGAGUGGUAUUUGCCAAAGGAUGGAGGAUAAAAGUAAGAGAGAAGACUAGGCAGGCUUGGUGUACCAAGUGGCUGAAAGGCUGAUGCGCUGAACCUAUAUACUUGAGUUGGUUUUAGAGGGGGCAAUUACAGUACUGUAUAUUAGAGCAGCACUUGUCAAGGAAAAGUGUCAGGGGAAUGGAUUUCUAGUUUUCUAAAUUCAGGUAUUAUUUCUGUAAAACCAUAAGGAAAUACUAAUGCUACUUUCAUAAGAGUGUGUGUUGUUAAGCUCCAUAUGCUGACGGGAAAACUAUGGUGGUUUUGUGCAGUCAUAAUACGCAAGAAUGCUGAUAAAGCUACUGCUUAAAGGAAAAAAAAAAAAGCUUUUGGAAACUUCUUUAGAAAAAGACAGGUGCUUCUUGACUUUAUCCUGGAAUUUUUGGCAACUUCAAUACUGUGUUCAUGGGGUGAUAGAAAAGCUGUGAACUCAAAGCUCUGUAUAUUCUUGCUUAUGCUCUUGUUGAGAGCGUGCAUGUGUGCAUAUGUACGCUCGUCACCUCCCUAAUAAACUUCCAGUGAGUGAGUCCAUCA
Molecule: messenger RNA, 2826 nt
Organism: Phalacrocorax carbo (great cormorant)
Lineage: Eukaryota; Metazoa; Chordata; Aves; Suliformes; Phalacrocoracidae
Source: RefSeq, a predicted model, not a curated record